AUGUCUAGUUUUGUCAGUAUCCUUGCACUUGUGCCUUUGGCACUGGCUGCCAGCCCGAUCAUGUUGGUCCCUAAUCAGUCCAUGAUUUUCAAAGAAAACGACUACGCAGUGAACGCUGGUAGAAAAGGAAUACCCAUUGCGUCUGAUGGAAAUUGCAUGAAUUUUGACAACAUACCCGACUAUUUUGUUGACCAAAGUAUCAGCCGCAUGAAUGUUGGAUCAAUCUAUGUCCCAUGUCCGUCCGAGGUCAAGCAGGACGUGAUGUGCUCAAUGUACACCGACAACUCCUGCAACAACGAGCUGUUCACGUUUACCCGACCCCAUGCGAAUUUGCUCAGACGAGCUGUUGCCGAUGGUGUAGGCAGACACGUUAGAAGCAUCAAAUGCAUGACGGUCCAUUCUCCUGCUGACAGACAGGGACAUAUCUUCUCAAGUGAUCACGUCUCUACCAAGAGCCCAAGCAACUGCCCCAAUGACAGCUGUUCCAGUGAGCUGAGCUGUCAGUCAAACCACCCGGAUUAUGGCAUGUACUGCUCUUCAAGCUCCAUGACCUGCCAGAGAACCUCUGUAGCUGGCGCCCUUUGCAGAGAGGACGGCCAGUGUGUUGCGGGUCACUGUCAGAGCGGAAUGUGUAUGGCUGUUGCAGAGAAUCUGCGUUGCCAGCGGGGUUCUGAGUGUCCUUCUGGCCUGCGGUGUCGUCCUAACCGAGUUCGCAAUUCGUCUGGAGCAUCUAGUGUCGAGAUGGUCUGCAUGAAAGAUGAGGAUGUUCGUGGCAUGCAGUGCUCGGCUGAAAAGCCUUGUAAAGAGCAUAUGUCGUGCAGUCUUCAACAUGAAACCAACACGUAUUUCUUCGUGGAGGAUGUCGAGUUUGAAGGAAAUGGUAUCUAA
This is a messenger RNA of Penicillium mononematosum, 888 nucleotides long. RefSeq lists its product as uncharacterized. The transcript is spliced from 5 exons. The record is from RefSeq and is a predicted model, not a curated record. Lineage: Eukaryota; Fungi; Ascomycota; Eurotiomycetes; Eurotiales; Aspergillaceae. The coding region runs from base 1 to 888 and encodes 295 amino acids.